Eimeria mitis is the source of this 528-nucleotide messenger RNA. RefSeq lists its product as uncharacterized. The record is from RefSeq and is a predicted model, not a curated record. Lineage: Eukaryota; Apicomplexa; Conoidasida; Eucoccidiorida; Eimeriidae. The transcript has 2 exons. The coding region runs from base 1 to 528 and encodes 175 amino acids.
AUGACGCUGCAGUUUGUCUCCUUUUUUGCUGUUGUUGCUGCUGCUGUUAAUGUAUGUGUUGCUGCUGUAUGGCGCAUAGCGGGCUCUGGCUGGGGCUGGGAUGCUUACACAGCAGCAGCAGCAGCAGCAGCAGCAGCAGCAGCAGCAGCAGGGGAUACAGGUGCAGCAGCAGUAACAACAACAGCAGCAACAGCAGCAGCAGCGGGUUCUUCUGCUAUUCCUUUCCCUGCAGCAGCAGCAGCAACAGCAGCAGCAGCAGCAGCAGCAGGAGCAGCAGGUGGAGGAGGUCUGUCUUUGCCUGCAGCAUCAUCCCCAUCGCCACCAUCUACAUCAUCAUCAACAGCAGCAGCAGCAGCAGCAGCAGCAGCAGCAGGGGGGGGGUAUGCAGGCGCGGUGCUGCUGCUGCUGCAGCAGCUCUUUGGGGGCUUCACAGCACGCACAGCCAUCCCCUGUAUGGUCGAUGCCUUCGGCUUUGCUUCUUCUCUCCCCUCCUGGGCAAACGAAGUUAAAGACGAUGUUCCGAGAUGA